Letharia columbiana is the source of this 2295-nucleotide messenger RNA. RefSeq lists its product as uncharacterized. Gene Ontology annotation, molecular function: protein binding. NCBI's taxonomy places the organism in Eukaryota, Fungi, Ascomycota, Lecanoromycetes, Lecanorales, Parmeliaceae. The record is from RefSeq and is a predicted model, not a curated record. The coding region runs from base 1 to 2295 and encodes 764 amino acids. The transcript has 3 exons.
AUGCUUUUCUGGACAGAUCACGCGCGAGAUUCUUCGGAUGAUAUCUGCGAACAUUUUGACGUGCAGGAAGAAUUCUUUCAAGCGAGAUCAAAGGAAUUCCAAGGAUGGUUCGGCGCAUACUGGGUCAAGACUCACGCUGAAAGCGAAAAGGUACCAGACUCGUUCACAGCAAUGCAUCUCGCAGCGUAUGCGGGGCUUUCAUGGUUGCUAUCGAAGCUGAUGGAGUCAGGUCGCGCGUCUGAUAUACACUCCCGUGACUCCCUCGGUAACCAGCCGCUCCUAUGGGCUGCCAUGAAUGGGCACAUCCAAGCAGUGCAAUUUCUGUUGGCUCGCGGAGCCCAAACAGCAGCCAAAACAAACGAAGGUGUGACCGCACUUUACUGGGCAGCUAACAAUGGACAUGCGUCCAUUAUACAGCAGCUGUUGAACAAAAGUGCCAACUGCAGGCCCAAAGACAAAAUUAAAUGGACCCCGUUGCAUCGAGCAGCUUUCAACGGAGACACAUGGGUUGCACGCGUGAUUUUAGAUGGCGACGCGGAUAUUGAGGCGAAGGAUGGUACAAAAUGGACCACUUUGAUGCGAGCAGCGAUCAAUGGGGAUAUGGAGGUUGUGCGACUCCUACUCGCAAGAGACGCAAAUGCCAAAACUAAAGAUAUGGAAGGCUGUACUCCCAUGCACCAUGCAGCGUUGAAGGGCCAUGCGUCAAUUGUCAAGCUCCUCAUAGAACGAGGCGCCGAUUCAGAGGACAGGGAUAACGACGGCUGGACAGCUGUGCAGCUGGCAUCAUGGAAUGGCCAUGAGAAGACGGUAAGAUAUCUGCUCAAGAACGGCGCAAAUGUGCACUCCAGAGCAGAUAAUGGUUGGACAGCACUCUAUCAAGCUACAUGGAACGGUCACGCGACAGCGGUUGGACUUCUGCUCAAAGGCGGCGCGGACCCAAAUGAGACUGAUGACGAAGGAGAAACGCCUUUGCAUCAGGCUGCCUGGCGAGGACAUCCUGCAGUCACGAAGCUACUGUUGGAAGAAGAUGCUGACAUCAAUUUGAGAGACCGUACUGGCCAGACAGCGCUUCAUCAAGCCGCCAGUAAUGGCUCAAAGUCGGUAGUGCAGCUGCUGCUCGAUGAAGGAGCUGAUCCACGUGUUGAAGACGACGAUGACCGAAAGCCACAUUCGCUAGCAGAGGAAAAUUUCCAUCACCAGAUAGCCAAGGUCCUGAGAGAUCGGGAAACAGAGGUCUAUGGUCACGAAGUACUUCCUGACACGAACAAUAUUCCCCAAACAUCCCUUCCUGAUUCGCAUGUGGAUUCAGCGAUCAUUGCCAUCCUCUCUGCAGAUCCAGAAACAGCUGUGAUUGAAGCGUAUGGCCAGGCAGGAUAUUCUACUCCAUCGAAGGUUACUACUGUCAAGGAAGGAAAGAUUAGCGUCCAUUUCAUGAAGACAGGACCUGAUGGCGAGAUGUUCAAAGGAGAGCACGAAUCGUUGACUGCCAUUCACUCAGCCGUCCCUUCCCUUUGUCCUAAAAGCGUAGCCCAUGGAAAGCUUUCGGAUUCUCCCGGCUACUUCCUCCUCACCGAGUUCAUCGACAUGGAGGCUGUCGUUGAUGGUAGUCAAAGCCGUGGUCUAUCUCUUGCUCAAAAGCUUGCAAAAUUGCAUAGCUCCCCUACGCUGAUUCCGGCAGGAUUUUCCCGACCGGUUUUUGGCUUUCCGGUCAUGACCUGCGUCGGUCGCACACUUCAAAAUAAUGCGUGGAGUCGUUCUUGGCCCAAAUUUUUUGCCGAAAACCGUCUCCGCGCUGUCUGUAGCCUUGUUGAGAAAAACCAUGGAAGCGACCCAGAUCUGACCUCCCUGCUUGAUCGGGUCGUCAAGGAGGUCGUCCCGCGGCUCCUGGGAGAUGGACAUUUGGGAGGGAGGCAGGGAGUUCAACCUGCGCUUGUCCACGGAGAUCUGUGGUCUGGUAACAAGACCCGAGGAAGAGUCGGAGGCAAAGGCGGCAUGGAAGAAGUCAUAUUCGAUGCCGGCUCCUGCUUUGCGCACUCAGAAUACGAACUAGGAAUAAUGAGAAUGUUCGGAGGCUUCUCUGCUGGAUUCUUCAACGAAUAUCAUCGGCUGAUCCCGAAGACGGUACCAAAAAACGAGUAUGAUGAUCGUCUAGCGUUAUAUGGAUUGUAUCAAUGGCUAAACCACUACGCGCUGUUCUCCGGCGGAUACAGAGAGGAUGCGUUGGAUUGUAUGGAGAAGCUUGUCUCCAAAUAUGGCAAGGACGAAGGCGAGGGUGAAGGUUCAUCUUCCUCCUAG